Molecule: messenger RNA, 2638 nt
Organism: Morone saxatilis (striped sea-bass)
Lineage: Eukaryota; Metazoa; Chordata; Actinopteri; Moronidae
Gene: slc22a3
Product: organic cation transporter 2
Exons: 11
Coding region: 555-2225 (556 amino acids)
Biological process (GO): transmembrane transport
Cellular component (GO): membrane
Molecular function (GO): transmembrane transporter activity
Source: RefSeq, a predicted model, not a curated record
CCCUGUGACUGUGACCAAAUGCUUACCAGGCACUCCCUUACCAUAAAAACACAAACCCCCUUAAGCACUCUAUAUACAUUUACUACCCAUCUAACACUUUCAUCCCCCACACCUACGCCUGUUUUCUUACUGCAUACACACACCAGCUUGCCCCACCAACCUCUGCACUAUCACCACAUACUCUAUCUGUCCAUAUGUUUUAUAAAGUCAUUCAAGAAAUAACUCCACUAAAUCCAAAAAAACUAAUUCCAUUCUCACAACAGUAAUGUGGAGGAGGCAUAGCAUGUCCGAAUGUCAGUAUCACAAUCUGUGACCUUAAAAAGGUAUGGUGUCAGGACAAAAGGAAGUAAAACACCCCCCUUGAGUCUUGCAUGCAGGGCCUAUAAAUAGUUUUUUGACAUGAUAUGCUUGCUCAAUUCCUUGGAUGGAUGACCAAUAAACUCACAAGUGAGAAAGAAAGGGACUUUGAUCAACAACUGGUGCCCUGCUCAUCUCUUUAAAGACAGGUCUUCUACAUUCUCAGGGUGGAGCUGCUCUAACAGACACAGCAUCUUAUGGCAGACAUCAGAAAGUCAGCAGAGAUGGCAAACGUAGACAAACUCAUUGAGCACAUAGGAGACUUUGGGCCUUUCCAGAAGAAGAUUGUUACACUUGGUGCAUUACCGUUGAUGCUCUUUGCUUUUGUUCUUGUCGGGGUUGUUUUCAUAGGACACGCUCCAGAUCACUGGUGUUGGAGUCCUGAAUCCGAGGGUCUUCAGGAGGAAUGCGGCUGGACAGACUUUGAGGUGCGGGAAGUCACUGUUCCCCGCUCUGAGCAGUCGGCUUCCUUCAGCCGCUGUGAGAGGUUUGGCUUGGACUGGAGCAAAAGCCAAAACAAAUGCAAGGAAAUAGACUGGCUAUUGGCUUCUAAUGCAACCCAGUUGGUGCCUUGUGACAGCAGAUGGGUGUUUGAUAAAAGCCACAGCACUAUUGUUUCUGAGUUCUCAUUAGUCUGUGAGAAAUCCUGGCUUGCUGAUCUGAAUCAAGUAUUCCUGGCAUUUGGAUUUUUUAUUGGAGCUUUUGUCACUGGCUACGUGGCUGACAGGUUUGGUAGAAAGCCAUGCCUCAUUGCAUCUAUGGUUGGUCUUGGUGUCUCAGGUGUAGGUGUCAUGCUGUCGCCAUGGUACCCACUGCUGCUCACUUUUCGAUUUCUACAAGGGUUUUGUGGAAAGGGAGCAUGGACGGCCACCUACGUACUCGUGAUUGAGUUCUUUGGAUCAAACAACAGGAAAUUUGUGUCCAUGGUGUGUCGGACUUUCUACUCCAUUGGCAUGGUCAUCCUGCCUGGUCUGGCUUACUUCCAUACCUCCUGGAGGACUCUGCAGCUGGUCAUGAGUCUGCCCUGCAUCCUGUUCAUCUCAUACCACUGGAUUGUUCCUGAAUCUCCACGCUGGCUGUUCUCACAAAAAAGAACUACAGAGGCCAUGAAAGUUGCUGCGAACAUUGCAAAAUGCAACAGGAGAUCUUUACCACAUAAUCUUUCAGAGAUGAUUCUUUUGGAGGAAAAGAAAGAAGUAAAUCCUGUAUCAAUAAUGGAUUUGUUUAGGACACCAUAUAUAAGAAGAAACACACUAAUUUUAACUUAUGCCUGGUUUACAAGUACCAUUGUGUUUCAAGGCCUGGUCCUGCGGCUAGGGAUCACAGGUGAUAACCUCUUCAUGGAUUUCUUUAUCUCCGCUGUGGUGGAGCUUCCCACGGGUCUCAUCUUCUACCUGCUGGUCGACAGAGUUGGUCGACGCUCCCUUAUGGGCAUCACCAACUUCACUGCUGGCAUCGCCUGCCUCAUAGUCCCCUUUGUCUCCAUGGAGUUGGCCUGGUUGAAAAAGUCCAUUGCUAUCAUCGGGAGGCUUGCUGUUGUUAUUGGAUUUGAGACCCUGAACUUUGCAAACACAGAGAUGUAUCCAACACCCCUGAGAAAUUUGGGUGUGUCAGUGUGUUCAUCAGCCAGUGACUUUGGAGCAAUCGUAGCCCCAUUUCUGCUCUACAGACUGGCCAGUAUCUGGCAGGAGCUGCCGCUUUUUCUUUAUGGUGUGAUGUCGGUGCUGUACAGCGGAUUGGUGAUUAUGUUGCCUGAGAUGAGCGGAGUUGCUCUGCCAGAGACCAUAGAGGACGUGGAGAACCUAAAAGGGAAGAGAGAGACAAAGGAUGCAGAGAGAAACAGUGUGAUUAUACGACUGAAGCCUUGAGGAGCUGGAACAUUACAGGAUUAUUCUUCCAUGUGUUUUCUUUACAAUGCACAUGAUGUCCUUGUGUAGUCUCAUCAUUAGGUUUACAGCCAAGUACUGUGAAAUGUACUACGGUGGUUGUUAUUGCAGUCUUGUAUCACAUUAGAUAUUCUAAGGCUUUAAAGGUGAUAACUAGAGAAUUGCACUGUGAGGGGAUGACACAGGAGGUGUUAGGAAAUUAAGAAAGGAUCCAUAUUUUUGCAACCUCACACCUCAACAAUACUAAUUCAGCAGUAAAUGAUGCUUAUUUAUAUCUAGAUUGAGGACCUUACGUCAUUUUAAGAUGAGGGCCAAUAGAGUCAUAUGAUAAUCUCAGCUACUGAGCAGCAGUAAAAUUAUUGAUUAUGGUACCUUGUCUUUGUAUUUUAUUUGUC